Molecule: messenger RNA, 1827 nt
Organism: Tripterygium wilfordii
Lineage: Eukaryota; Viridiplantae; Streptophyta; Magnoliopsida; Celastrales; Celastraceae
Product: sugar transporter ERD6-like 17
Exons: 18
Coding region: 87-1559 (490 amino acids)
Biological process (GO): transmembrane transport; carbohydrate transport
Cellular component (GO): membrane
Molecular function (GO): sugar transmembrane transporter activity
Source: RefSeq, a predicted model, not a curated record
UAGCUAUAUAUAUAUAAAUCCUCUUUCUCUGUCUCUGAAGCUGAACCUAUCCAAACAUAAUCUGAUUAGGGAAAACAAGGUCAUAUAUGGAGGAGCAAGGAAUCAUGGAGAAAGGGCUAAUGUUGAAAAAGCCUUUAUUGCAGGUUCACAAUCACAAUGACCACAAUGUUACUGAUGAAAUGCCUCAACCAACUGGGGAUUCCUCCUCCGCCUCCUCCUCUGCCACUCCUAGUGUUGUCUUCAGCACCUUUGUUGCUGUCUGUGGCUCCUUCUGCUAUGGUAGUGCUUUGGCUUACUCAUCUCCGGCCGAGUCUGGGAUCAUGGAAGACUUGGGUCUCUCCUUGGCAGCAUACUCAAUUUUUGGUUCAAACCUGACAAUUGGCGGAACAGUAGGUGCAUUAGCAUGUGGGAAGAUAGCAGCACUUAUCGGUCGAAAAGGGGCAAUGUGGCUCUCUGGAAUAUUUUCUAUGAUUGGGUGGCUCACAAUAGCUUAUGCUAAGGGUGCUUGGUGGCUUUAUAUUGGGAGACUGCUGCAAGGAUUUGGUGUUGGCAUUACUACUUACGUGGUGCCUGUGUAUAUUGCAGAAAUAACACCUAAAGAUAUUCGGGGCACAUUUUCAUUUUCAAAUCAGCUGAUGGUAAAUUGCGGAUUAGCGCUAGUUUAUUUCAUUGGAAAUGACAUUUCAUGGCGCACAUUAGCUUUAAUUGGUGCUAUUCCAUGUAUUGUACAAAUUAUUGGUUUAUUUCUCAUUCCCGAGUCCCCUAGAUGGCUGGUAAAAUGUGGUAAAGAAAAAGAUUUCGAAAUUUCAUUGCAGCGCCUGAGAGGCAAGAAUGUUGAUAUAUCUCAAGAAGUAGAUGACAUCAGAGAUAGUAUCGAAGCCUUAGAACAGCACUCAAGAAAUACAAUCCUAGAUUUGUUUCAGAGGAGAUAUGCUUAUGCUAUUUUUAUUGGAGUAGGACUUAUGUUACUUCAACAAGCUGGAGGGAGCGGUGCAAUUUCAUCCUACGCGAGCAGCAUAUUCAAGGAAGCUGAUUUUUCAACUAGUAUCGGAACUUCAGCCAUAGCAAUUAUAGUGAUUCCAAUGGGUGUAAUUGGUGUACUCUUGAUGGAUGUAUCAGGAAGACGACCUCUCCUUCUGGCUUCAUGUUCUGGAAUGUGCCUUUGUUGCUUCCUUGUAGCAUUAUCAUUUUUUUUACAGGAACAUCACCAGCUGAGGAAUUUAGCUCCCGUUUUGGCAUUCGUUAGCAUAAUGGGAUAUUUCGCGGCGUUCUCUGUUGGCAUAGCAGGAAUUCCAUGGAUUAUUAUGUCCGAGAUCUUCCCCAUCAAUGUGAAGGCAUCAGCUGGAAGCCUAGUGGCCUUAGUGAAUUGGUCUUGUUCAUGGCUUGUUACAUACACUUUUAAUUUCAUGUUGGAAUGGAGCCCUGCAGGAACAUUUAUCAUUUUUGGGAGCGUUUGUGGUUCAGCUGUUUUGUUUACAUGGAAGUUGGUGCCAGAAACAAAGGGAAGAACACUUGAAGAGAUUCAAGCAUCAAUGGUUCAUGUUGUGCAAUCAAACUGAAACUAAGGGAAGGGACGGGACGAACACGGGAAGAUAUACAAGCAUCAAUUACUCAUGUCCGGCAAUAACAACAAGGCUAAAACAGUGUUGAUUCAAAGUUGAGGAUCAACAGUAAAUUCGCGUUGCCAUUAUUUGCUCUGUGUCAUCUACUUUAUCAUCCUAUUCAUGUAAAUUUUUGAAUAGGAUGUCAAUGUGUAGAGUUGAACUUUAGUUGAAUAAUUUGUUAAUAUAGCAAGGGAAAAAAAUACAUGAUUUCAAUUUAUUAAAA